GGGGGGAGGGAGGGAGGGAGAGAGGAGAGGAGAGAAGAGGUGCCUCUCCAGCCAAGAGAAGAUGCUGACUCCGUGCGGGAGGCUCCAAACACUCGCCUUGAUCCUGUUCUCCAAGGGCUUCCCAUUCUUCUCGUCCAGCGAGAGCAACGUUGGGAGGAAGGAGAUCAAGAUCGAGGGAGACCUGGUCCUGGGAGGGUUGUUCCCGGUGCACGAGAAAGGGUCCGGGAUAGAGGAAUGCGGCCGGGUCAAUGAGGACCGAGGCAUCCAGCGCUUGGAAGCCAUGCUCUUCGCCAUCGACGAGAUCAACCAGGACACCUACCUCCUGCCAGGGGUCAAGCUGGGCGUCCACAUCCUGGACACCUGCUCCCGGGACACCUACGCACUGGAGCAGUCGCUGGAGUUUGUCAGGGCCUCGCUGACGAAAGUGGACGAAACCGAGUACAUCUGCCCCGAUGGCUCCUUCGCCAUUCAAGAUAACCUUCCCCUGAUGAUCGCAGGCGUGAUAGGAGGUUCCUACAGCAGCGUCUCCAUUCAGGUGGCAAACCUGCUUCGUCUCUUCCAGAUCCCCCAGAUCAGCUACGCCUCCACCAGCGCCAAGCUCAGUGACAAGAGCCGUUACGACUACUUUGCCCGCACGGUGCCCCCUGAUUUCUACCAGGCCAAGGCGAUGGCCGAGAUCCUGAGGUUCUUCAACUGGACCUACGUGUCCACGGUGGCCUCCGAGGGCGACUACGGCGAGACGGGAAUCGAGGCCUUCGAGCGGGAAGCCCGCCUGCGCAACAUCUGCAUCGCCACCUCGGAGAAGGUGGGCAGGUCAACCACCAAGCGGUCGUACGACGGGGUGAUGGGCGAGCUGUUGGUCAAGGCCAACGCCAAGGUGGUUGUCCUCUUCACCAGGGGCGACGACGCCAGGGAGCUCCUGGCCUCCGCCAGGCGCCUGAACAUCUCGGGUUUGACCUGGGUGGCCAGCGACGGCUGGGGAGCCCAGGAGGUGGUGGUGAAGGGGAACGAGGAGGUGGCCGACGGAGCCAUCACCUUGGAGUUGGCCUCCUACCGGGUGCGGCCCUUCGACAAGUACUUCCAGGCCCUCCACCCCCGCGGCAACAGGAGGAACCCCUGGUUCAAGGAAUUCUGGGAGCAGAAGUUCCAAUGUUCUCUGCAAGGCGGGCGUCAGGCCAAGCGACCCUGCGAUCGCCGGGCAGUGCUGAGCCGCUCCAGCUACGAGCAGGAGACCAAGAUAAUGUUUGUGGUCAACGCUGUGUAUUCCAUGGCAUCCGCCCUGCACCGCAUGCAACGGUCCCUGUGCCCGAACACCACCCAGCUCUGUGAUGCCAUCCUGCCCCUGGAUGGCAAGACUCUGUACAAGGACUACCUGCUCAAGACCAACUUCAGCGCUCCGUUCCGUCCCCCCAAUGACCCCGAGACCGAAGUCAAGUUCGACGAGAACGGCGACGGGAUCGGGCGCUACAACGUGUUCAGCUUCCAGAAGGUGGGGGCCCGCUACAGUUACCUGCGGGUGGGGCAGUGGGCCAAGGCCCUAUCCCUGGACCCCCACCUCCUGCACUGGCCCCGCCAGGUGGUGCCCACCUCCCAGUGCAGCGAGCCCUGCGGCCCCCACGAGGCCAAGAACAUGCAACCGGGCGACGUCUGCUGCUGGAUCUGCGUCCCCUGCGACCCCCACUCGUACCUGGUGGACGAGUUCACCUGCAGCGACUGCCCGCCGGGCACCUGGCCCAACGAGAGGCUGGACGGUUGCUUCGACCUGCCCGAGGAGUACAUCGGCUGGGCAGACGCCUGGUCCCUGGUUCCCGUCACCAUCUCCUGCGCCGGUUUCGCUGCCACCCUGCUGGUGGCCGCCGUAUUCGCCCGCCACCGGGCCACGCCGCUGGUCAAGGCCUCCGGCCGCGAGCUGUGCUUCAUCCUGCUGCUCGGGGUCUUCCUCUGCUACUGCACCACCUUCCUAUUCAUCGCCAGGCCCUCGCCCGCCCUCUGCGCCCUGCGCCGCCUGGUCCUGGGCACCUCCUUCGCCGUGUGCUACUCGGCCCUGCUCACCAAGACCAACCGCAUCGCCCGCAUCUUCGGGGGGGUGAAGGACGGAGCUCAGAGGCCCCGGUUCAUCAGCCCCGGCUCGCAGGUCUUCAUCUGCCUCAGCCUCAUCUCCGUCCAGGUGGUGGUGGUCUCGGUCUGGCUGGUAAUCGAGACCCCGGGGACGCGACGUCACACCGUGCCAGAGAAGAGGGAGUCCGUGAUCCUCAAGUGUAACGUCGGGGACUCCAGCAUGCUCCUGUCGCUGGCGUACGAUGUCCUCCUGGUGGUUCUCUGCACCGUCUACGCCUUCAAGACCAGGAAGUGUCCCGAGAACUUCAACGAGGCCAAGUUCAUCGGCUUCACCAUGUACACCACCUGCAUCAUCUGGCUGGCUUUCCUGCCCAUCUUCUACGUCACCUCCAGUGAUUAUAGGGUCCAGACGACCACCAUGUGUAUCUCGGUCAGUCUGAGUGGCUUUGUGGUGCUGGGCUGUCUGUUUGCCCCCAAGGUCCACAUCAUCGUGUUUCAGCCACAGAAGAACGUAGUGAAUCACAGACUCACCAUGAACAGGUUCAGCGUCACCACAGGACCCGGGUUCGAUUCCCGGGCGGCCUCCAGCAGUGCUCAGUACGUCCCAACCGUGUGUAACGGCAGAGAGACUCUGGAAUCCUCCGUUUCUUCCUUGUGACAAGACAUUGUACACCUUAAGACUCCCGGUCUGGCCGGUACCGUCCCCAACUCGCACACAGCAUCCGCCACGCGGAAACUUUCCUUUUGUAGAAAGCGUAAUAAUAUAACAAUAAUAAUAAUAAUCUUUGCAUUU
Molecule: messenger RNA, 2851 nt
Organism: Callorhinchus milii (elephant shark)
Lineage: Eukaryota; Metazoa; Chordata; Chondrichthyes; Chimaeriformes; Callorhinchidae
Product: metabotropic glutamate receptor 3-like
Exons: 6
Coding region: 62-2716 (884 amino acids)
Biological process (GO): regulation of synaptic transmission, glutamatergic; G protein-coupled glutamate receptor signaling pathway
Cellular component (GO): membrane
Molecular function (GO): group II metabotropic glutamate receptor activity
Source: RefSeq, a predicted model, not a curated record